This is a messenger RNA of Anolis sagrei ordinatus, 1377 nucleotides long. RefSeq names its product amine sulfotransferase-like. Gene Ontology annotation, cellular component: cytoplasm. Gene Ontology annotation, biological process: sulfation. Gene Ontology annotation, molecular function: sulfotransferase activity. Lineage: Eukaryota; Metazoa; Chordata; Lepidosauria; Squamata; Anolidae. The record is from RefSeq and is a predicted model, not a curated record.
UUAUGCUAUUGCGCCGCCAGACAGCGCCAUUCACAAGAUGAUUUAAAAAUAAUGGGCUUCUCUUUUUGGAGCUCAGUCCAGUUCCAACCAACAAGAUAAGCCUGUAGGCAAGACCAAGUUUUUCUCUUCGUACAACAGCACUAGGAAUGGAGCCAUCAGAGAAGUAUCUGUUUAAACACAAAGGAUGCUAUUUUAUCCAAAGUUUUACUACACCAGAAUACAUAGAUUCAUUGCAGAAUUUUGAAAUCAGAGACAGUGAUGUGUUUAUAGUCUCUUAUCCAAAAUCAGGCACCAGGUGGACACAACACAUUUUGAGCAUGAUUUGUUAUGAAGGUCAUCGAAACGGGACUGAAAGCAUAGAUCUGUUUGAUAGAGCUCCAUGGCUGGAGUACAACUUUCGCAAAAUGGAUUAUGCCAAUCGCCCAUCACCUCGUCAUUUUACUACACACAUGCACUAUCAAUUUAUGCCAAUGGGUUUAGGUAAACAGAGAACCAAGAUUAUUUAUGUGGCCAGAAACCCAAAGGAUGUCUUGGUGUCCUUCUACCAUUAUGCCAAAAUUGCUACCAACAUUGAAGAAAUAGAGGACUUUGACAUUUUCAUGGAGAGGUUUUUGGCUGGUAAAUUGCUAGGUGAUUUAUGGUUAGACCACAUAGAAGGUUGGUCUGAUCAGAAGGACAAUUUGAAUAUUCUGUUCCUUAUGUAUGAAGAAAUGAAGAAGAAUCUGAAAAGCUCCAUUCUGAAAAUGUGUAACUUCCUAGGAAAGAGUUUGACUGAAAAAGUGCUGGAUGAUAUCGUGGUUAAGGCUUCAUUUGAAAACAUGAGAACGAAUUCUAGUAUACACGUUGAAAACCUGUCUCCUGAGCUCUUAGAUCACAGCAAAGGGCGCUUUCUUCGCAAAGGUAUUAUUGGAGACUGGAAAAACACAAUGACGGUUGCACAAAGUGAAAGGUUUGACAGAGUUUUCAAGGAACGAAUGGAAAAGCUGCCCUUCAAGUUCUGCUGGGAUAUGAAUGAUGAAUUAUAAAUGAAACCCUUUCACAUUUGCAUUGCCUGCUUUUAAUUUGGUGAAUCUCAGAAUUGUCCAGCCCUGUUUCAAAAUCAGUUUUCAAGAGGUUCAAGAUCAGGACAAAGAUACAUUUUUUACAUACAUUUGUCAUAAUGGCAAAAUUUUGAAUGUAAUUUCUCAAAAUAUACACAAUAUUAAAAAAAAUCUCACUGAGGUAUAGAUAAUAUGUAUAAGCAGAAAAAUAAUAGUAGAUGCCAAAAGUUAAAGUAUGGUAGGUUGUAUUGAAUAAUAUGUAUCUGCUGUAAAACAAACAAUGUAUAACAAAUGUAUUGAAUUAUGAUAAAAUAAUAAAAAUAUUUUAAAAAGUUCU